Insectozyma verbasci is the source of this 1932-nucleotide messenger RNA. The record is from the annotation of a GenBank genome assembly. NCBI's taxonomy places the organism in Eukaryota, Fungi, Ascomycota, Pichiomycetes, Serinales, Debaryomycetaceae.
AUGGGACUGAAUCUUCUUAAUCAAUUAAAGAUUACAAAUAAUCACAUAUACUCAAAUAUCGAACCAGCAGAUUUAAAUAAACGAAGUAUUAGAAUAAAACCAAUCAAUAAUUAUAACAUACGAAAGUUAGUUAAAAAGACAAGAGAUAAUAACAAUGAUAUAUCAAUUAGAGAAAUAACACCAAGCACCAAUUUGAUCUCCUCGCCCAAUAUUUCAAUCAACUCAAAUUCUGAUACUCAAUUUGUUAUCACCAUUAAAUAUAAUUCAAACUUACUACUACAGCAUAAUAAACAGAAAUCAAUUGAGGAACGAGAGUUACCAUAUAAAGGAAUAUUGAAAUAUCCAGAUUGUAUAAUAAAUGACACUGAUCCAACAAAAGAAGAUCGAAGGAAAUUUGAAAUUUUACACCAAGAAGGAAUAAAAUUAAGAGAUCAAACUACUACUACCAUAAAUGAAGAAUCAUCAAUAGAUCAAGAAUCAACACCAAUACCGAUAUCAAAUCUAAAUAAGGCAAAAAUUAGUAGGAUAGUUUUUCGAAAUUUUGAAAUUAAUACUUGGUAUAUUGCACCAUAUCCAGAAGAAUAUUCACAAUGUGAAACAUUAUACAUUUGUGAAUAUUGUUUAAAGUACAUGAAUAGUCCCAUAUCUUAUAAACGACACCAGUUAAAAAAUUGCAAUUUUUCAAAUAAUCACCCACCAGGAAUUGAAAUUUAUCGAGAUAAGACUAAUAAUAUAUCCAUUUGGGAAGUUGAUGGGAGGAAGAAUAUCAACUACUGUCAGAAUUUAUGCUUAUUAGCCAAGUUAUUCUUAAAUUCCAAGACUUUAUAUUAUGAUGUUGAACCAUUUAUAUUUUAUGUAUUGACUGAGAUAGAUUCAACCAAUUCAAAUAAUUAUCAUUUUGUUGGAUAUUUUUCAAAAGAAAAGUUGAAUAAUUCAGAUUAUAACGUUUCUUGUAUCUUAACUUUACCAAUUUAUCAAAGAAAGGGUUACGGGAAUCUAUUAAUUGAUUUUAGUUAUCUAUUAAGUCGAAAUGAAUUUAAAUUUGGUACUCCAGAGAAACCAUUAAGUGAUUUAGGUUUAUUAAGUUAUAAAAAUUAUUGGAGGAUUACAACUGCUUAUAAAUUGAAAUUAUUAGUCGAUAAAUAUGGAUCAAACUUUAACAUAUCGAUAGAAACAUUAUGUAAAUUGACUGGAAUGAUUGCAAGUGAUGUUAUAGUUGGUUUAGAACAAUUGAAUGGGCUUGUAAAGAAUCCAAUAACGAAUAAGUAUGCACUUGCAAUCAAUUUAAAAAAAAUAAAUGCUGAAAUUGAUAAAUGGGAGGCUAAAAAUUAUGUUAAACUUGAUUAUUCAAAAUUAUUGUGGAAACCAAUGUUAUUUGGACCAAGUGGUGGUAUUAAUUCAGCACCGGCUCAGGUCAAAUCAAAUGUAAUUCCACAUAAUAGUAUAUCAUUAAUUGCAAAUUUCCUUAAGGAUGAUAUAAAUAAUCCAUAUACUUUUGAAGAAGAAAGUUUUAAAGAAAUUGAGAUGUUUAAUGAGAUGAAUAAUAAUGAGACUAAUGAGACUCAUGAGAGUAUUAAUGAGUAUAUUGUAUGUUAUCCUGGUCAAACUCAACCAUCAAAGAAACGAAUACAGAGAAAACCAAUAUCUAAAAAACCAACAUCCAAAAAACCAAUAUCUAAAAGACCGAAACGAAGAAUUAUUAUUGAAGAUGAAGAAUUUAUAGAUAAUGAAAACGAUGAACCUGAAUUUAUACCUGAAGAAGUAAAUAAUGUAGUGGACGAGGAUGUUAUCGAGGGUGAAGAAGAAGAGGACGAUUUUGUUGGAUGGAGGAAAAGAACAUCUCCAUUAAUAAGGAAAACUAUUAAUGUAUUAGCUAAUGAUAAUAAGCCAAGAGGUAGGGGUAGACCAAAAGGUACUUUCAAAUUAAAAUAG